AUUUAAUAGAAAGUCGUAAAAAAAAAAGUAAUUCUUGAAUUUUUAUAAUAAAAUUUAAUCAAAAAAAAAAAAAAUGGAUUAUAAAGCUGCUAAGGCUUUUUUGGAAGAAGCAGAACAAAUUUACAAUGGAUUUUUGGACCCAUCAAUGGAUACUCUAUUUUUUGAUAUGGAAAGCGCUGAAGAACAUGCAAAUUAUUCUGCUGCACCUGUUAUGACUGCUGAUAGGAAUAGAUUUGCUUCAAAUCUUUAUUCUCGUGGUAACAUAGGAAGUGCGUAUCCUAAGACACCAGCUGUAGGUCAAUUUCUUGCGAGACCAUCUACAGCAGUUAGAGCUGUAGGUUAUACUUCUGAAGCAGGAAAAGUUUUUGAUCCAAUGCUAAGUCACAAGACAUCUCGGCAAAAAUCUAGUAUUGGUGAAAGGAAAAGUUUAGAGCCUCAGGAAAAAUACAAAAAUCUUGAACAAAAAAUUCAAAAUUUAUUAGAAGAGUCAAUAUUAGCUGGCUCUGGUAAUUCUGGCAAUACAGAAGCUCUCAACAAAGCUAAAGAAGCCUGGUCCUUAGAUCGCACUCUCAUCCGAUUGCGAGAUCAAAAUGGUGGUACGGCAUUUCAUAAUUAUGAUUUGACAUAUUCGGUGUUCUUCAAUUUGGCUAAUCAAUAUACAAAAAAUGAAAUGUACAUUGAAGCACUUAAUACUUUCACUGCAAUGACAAAGAACAAAACAUUUCCAAAUGUAAAUCGCUUAAAAAUGAAUAUGGGAAAUAUUUACUUUAAAAUGGGAAUUUAUCAAAAAGCAAUUAAAAUGUAUAGAAUGGCUUUGGAUCAAGUUUCAAAUCAUCAUAAGCAACUAAGAUUGAAAAUUACUCAUAAUAUUGGUAUUCUUUUUAUUAAAAUGGGGCAAUAUUCAGAUGCUGCAGCAAGUUUUGAAUAUAUAAUGUCGGAACGAGCAGACGUUAAGAGUGGAGUUCAUUUAGUACUUUGUUACUAUGCAAUCGGAGACAUAGAAAAAAUAAAAAGUGCUUUCAAAGCUUUGGUUGAAGUACAUUUAGAUAAUGAGGAUGAUAUGCCAUUACAUGCAGAUUUAGAAGAAACACAAGCCAACCGUUAUGUUUUUGAAUCAAUCAGAACUGAUGAAUUAGCUGAGUAUUAUAAAGUAAAGAAAAAAGAAGCUGAAAAAUCUAUAAUUAUGAUUGUUGAUUUGAUAUCACCAAUAAUUGAAGAAAAUUUUAACGAGGGUUAUACAUGGUGCAUUGAAAUUAUUAAGACAUCAAAUUUUUCUUGGUUAGCAAAUGAAUUGGAAUUGAAUAAAGCUUUAGUGUAUUUAAAGCAAAAUGAAACUAACCAGGCUAUCGAAACAUUGAAAUUUUAUGAAAAAAAAGAACCAACAAUGGCCGCUAACGCUGUUACCAAUUUAACAUUUAUAUAUCUUUGUAUGGGGGAUAUUCAAAAUGCUGAAAUAUAUGCUGAAAAAAGUAGAAAAAUUGAUAGUUAUAACCCGGCGGCAUUUAUUAAUAGUGCAGUUUGUGACAUUUUACAAGGGAAUUAUGAAAAAGCUAAAUCAUAUUUGGAAUCUGCUUUGGCUAUAGAUAUGACAUCAUUUGAAGCAAAUUAUAAUUUAGGAUUGGUAAUGAAACUAACUGGUAAUUUGUAUGAGGCAGAAGAAAUUUUCAAUAAAAUAAAACAAAGUAUGUCACAUGCAAAACAUCCACAUGUAUAUUAUCAGCUAGCUAAAAUACAAGAAACCUUAGAUCCAAGUAGUUCAACAUCUUUGGAUUCUUAUUUGCAAUUGUUGGGAAUUUCAAAUGAAAUGGAUUCGAAAUUAUAUCAAAAAGUCGGUGAAAUUUAUGAAGGCUUUAAUGAUCGUCAAGAGGCAAAUCAAUAUUACAAUGAAGCAUAUCGUAUAAAUCCAAGUGAUAUUAGUAUCGCAUCAUCAAUUGGUUCUUACUAUAUUAAGUUACAAGCUGUUGAACGUGCAAUUUAUUAUUAUGAAAGAGCAGUUUUAGCAAAUCCCAAUGAUCCAAAUUUAAUGCUAAGAGUUGCUAGUUGUUUUAAACAUAUGCAUUCACCAAAAAGUUAUUUGGGAUUAUUUGAAAAAAUUUAUGCAAGAUUUCCAGAAAAUUUAUCAUGUUUAAGAGCAUUAAUGCAUGUUACAAAAUCUCAAGGAAUGAUGGACUUACAUGAAAAAUAUUCGGCUGAUUAUGCGAGAAUUGAAAAAAAAAUACAAAAAAAACAAAGUGCUGAAAGAGUACGAAGCGGAAGAAGAAUUGAUAAUCGAAAUGGGACAAGUACACCACGUUUGGAUACAGCUAAAUCAAUCAAAAAUUCUAAUGGUAGUAACGAAUAUGGAUCACUAAAAUCAAACGACAGUUUUGGUACAUUAGCUCGUGCAUAUCCAGAUCCUUUAGGGCCACCAGCUGAACGUCCUCGAACUGGUCAAGUUCAAAGAUCUAUAAGUAAAGAUUCUGAUGAUGAUACAUUAAAUGCUGAAGAUUUAUUACCAAUGUGAAUUAAUUAUUUCUUAGCUAUAUAAGUAUGCGUAGUGUUUUUUUUUUAUAUUUUUAAGUUGAUUUACACAAAAUUAAUGAACUUAUUA
Messenger RNA from Condylostylus longicornis, 2590 nucleotides. RefSeq names its product intraflagellar transport protein 88 homolog (gene nompB). The transcript has 9 exons. Gene Ontology annotation, molecular function: kinesin binding. The record is from RefSeq and is a predicted model, not a curated record. Lineage: Eukaryota; Metazoa; Arthropoda; Insecta; Diptera; Dolichopodidae. Gene Ontology annotation, biological process: intraciliary transport; non-motile cilium assembly. Gene Ontology annotation, cellular component: ciliary base; non-motile cilium; centriole. The coding region runs from base 74 to 2503 and encodes 809 amino acids.